AUGACUCCAGGCUUCGGCUGGAUCAGACGAGGCCGCACAAUGGCGAUGGCUUUGGGGAAGAGAAAGAAGUCUGAUGCUACGGAGAGGGGAGAAUGGUCUGCCCAGGAUGAGGUGAUCGACCUAGGACCGGAGCCAUGUAUUUUCACCUCGACCAUACCAGCGUGGAAUUGCAAGAAUUUGGAACGCCUCGCCAGCAAGACCGUAUCACCACUGGUUUUUGCUCAUGUAAGGGCCAGCACCGAGGGAGCAUUGAGUGACAGUAAUUGCCAUCCUUUCAGCAGAGGAGCAUUGAUGUGGAUGCAUAACGGGGGCAUUGGAGGAUGGAAGCUGGGUGUCAAGAGGAGGCUGGUCACAGACGUUGCAGACAAGUGGUUCGAGGGCGUGAAUGGUAACACCGAUAGCGAGUGGGCAUUCGCGUUAUUCCUGGAUAGUCUCGAGAAGCUUGGUGUCGAUCCAGACGAUGAGAUCAAGCAGCGAGACGGGUUUGGCCAUACUGUGUUGAGGAAGGCUAUGCUGAGGACGAUCGAGCGUAUCAACGAGUAUCGCGAGUCACUGCCAGAAGAGGUUCGCCAAAGCAGCGAUACCAGGAGUCUACUAAACUUUGCAGUGGCCGACGGGAAGACGGUGGUAUGCACAAGAUACGUCAGUAGCAAAACGGACGAAGCAGCCUCGCUCUUCUUCAGUUCUGGAACUAGCUGGAGAGAACAGCCAUCAACGCUAGGCAGCAAGUCCAAGGUCGGCAAAGGCGAAUACAAGAUGGAACGACGUGAUAAAGGCGCAGACAUCGUGCUUGUGGCCAGCGAGCCGCUUACGUUCGAACGCGAUAAUUGGGUCACGGUGCCAACGAAUAGUGUCUUGACCAUCCAUAAUCAGACUGUGCUUAUACAUCCUAUCUUGGACCAAUACUACAAUCACACUCCGAGCUUCGCUAGAAGCUCCCGGUUCGCUGCCGACAAAGGUCAGACUACUGGUGAUGGAAUGGCGGAGAAGAAGAGCGCUAAGGCCGCCAUAGCUCACAAAAGUUCUGCUGAUGAUUUGGCGGCUAGUGUUGGGAGAGUCGCGCUGGCGGUGGCUUGA
Molecule: messenger RNA, 1077 nt
Organism: Recurvomyces mirabilis
Lineage: Eukaryota; Fungi; Ascomycota; Dothideomycetes; Mycosphaerellales; Teratosphaeriaceae
Gene: DUG3
Product: glutamine amidotransferase subunit
Exons: 2
Coding region: 1-1077 (358 amino acids)
Biological process (GO): glutathione catabolic process
Cellular component (GO): cytoplasm; glutathione hydrolase complex
Molecular function (GO): omega peptidase activity
Source: RefSeq, a predicted model, not a curated record